Messenger RNA from Procambarus clarkii (red swamp crayfish), 1725 nucleotides. Its product is annotated as helix-loop-helix protein delilah-like. Lineage: Eukaryota; Metazoa; Arthropoda; Malacostraca; Decapoda; Cambaridae. The record is from RefSeq and is a predicted model, not a curated record. Gene Ontology annotation, molecular function: DNA-binding transcription factor activity, RNA polymerase II-specific; protein dimerization activity.
UGGAGGUGGGCGAUGAACGACCUGUGCUUGGCUCCGCUCCUCGCUACCACAUAGAUGUCAAGGAGAAAGGGGGUGUUAAGAGAGUGAAACCCUAUAAACAGUUAUUUAGUAGUGUGGUGUGUAGAGACUAUAAAACAGUGUACAGCAGUGCAUCAGAUGAUAUUAACAAUGUUGCCGGAUAUCCCCACCAGCACGUUGGAGAGCGCCCUGAGUGCCCACGCCGGACGCCACGACCAGGAAGAACUGGUCGACACUAAUAAUAACGACCAGGAACAUUGCUGCCACGAUAACGACGACGGUAACUGCAAAAAUGAAGGUGACGAUAAGAGUGCUGAUAGUCGCAUCUGUCAGACAUCUGCAGGUGCCGGCGUUAAAUACCAGCUGCGACCUCGGUCAGGGCAGGGUCAGCGGCGCUACGAUAGUGACUGGAACCUCCACGACACCCUGAUACACAAGCCGCGCCCCCCACCUCUGUCCAGGUACCGCCGGAAGACGGCAAACGCCCGUGAGAGGUACCGCAUGCGGCAAAUCAACUCUGCUUUUGAGAGUCUGCGCGGUGUUUUGCCUUCGUGGGUGUGUCGCCGACGUGCCGCAGCUGACCUAACUAAGAUAACUACUCUGAAACUUGCCUCGGCCUACAUCAGGUCGCUGCAGGACAUCCUGGACGGUAACGCCCAUCAGGACAUUUGCUCCUGGGUCCUCUCAAGCCUCCUUCAGGACGAUCCAACCUCCAAGAAGCCCCGGCUACAACUUGGCCUCAGUUGCCCCAGUGAGACCCAGCUCACUGAGCUUUCCAAUACUCCUACGGAGUCCCAACUGGUCUCUCUCCUGUAUGGAGCUUCAGCUACUGGAAUCCUUGAAGAUGACCUCGGGUCAUUCUCAUACUCCUCGUCGGUGUCUGAGACUGAGGGCGUUAGCCUCCUGCUGGGGUGUGACCCGGCUCCCGCCUGGACACCCCAGUACCCUCAUGUCGUCACCUGACACCUUGACAUCUCCCAGGCUAAGCAAGAUUUGCUCCAUAUUUCUUUAUUAAUAUGAUUUAUUUAACUAGAUAAACACCAUGUAUUAAUCUGUAUCUUCUUGUUACGUACUCUGGAACGUUCGUGUAGAUCUGUGAUUCUAGAGAAUAUUUAGUUUAGUCUGUCAUAAUAGCGGUGAAUAUUUUAAUUUAUUGCAUAUAUAGUAAUGAGUAUAAUAUAAUUAGACACAAGUGUUUCACUCUAGAGUGCUACACCCCCGUGCUGUCAAGUUACGCCAUGUUAUAUAUAGUGUAUAUAUACGAAACUUUGACAGCUUAACUUGCCUGUGACAUCACGUUAUAUAGUGAUGAUAAGGAUCCAGUAGGAUCCAUGUCCAGUAUUUAUCGUUAUAUAGACGAUAACGUAAGUCAAACGUUAUCAACAUGUAAAUUUUUAGUGUAUUGCUGCCACCUACUGAGAAGCUCUGCAAGUUGUCCCAGACCUUCUUGGAUCAUCAUCCACACACUUGCAUGUUACUGUAAUGGAAAGGAUGUACUUGAACAUUUAUACCUAUGACAUUCCAUCAGAUCCUGAUCUAUGAAACAUACUAAUCUCUCAUAUAUAUAUAUUCACAUCUUGACUGAUGAUUGUAGUAUUUGUGUUCUAUGAGACUGCAUCUCAAAUUUCUGGAUCAGAAAAAACUAGGUAAUAUAAAAUUUGUAACUGAAAUGUUCAAUUUCGACAUUAUUUCAUGAAAUAGAAAUUG